AUGACGCGGGGUGUGUGCUCCAUGCAGAUGACGAUAUCAAGCAGCAUCAAACAACGAGAUGAGCAACAGUUGCCCACCACUUUUUCGAACACCUUAUUAAAAUCAACGGAAGAGUUGAAGUCUCCCCCUCAAGCAAGAAUUCCCAUCGAAGCUCCUCCUAUUCAAGGCGAGAACAGAACCCAGGCCCGGCGGAAGCCGACCGACACGGUUCACAUCAGUAAACUUGACACCGCUCAAUGCCGAGCUGAUUCGAUAACUAGUUAA
Messenger RNA from Paracoccidioides brasiliensis Pb18, 264 nucleotides. RefSeq lists its product as uncharacterized. The record is from RefSeq and is a predicted model, not a curated record. The transcript has a single exon. The coding region runs from base 1 to 264 and encodes 87 amino acids.